Alosa sapidissima (American shad) is the source of this 2122-nucleotide messenger RNA. RefSeq names its product serpin peptidase inhibitor, clade H (heat shock protein 47), member 1b (gene serpinh1b). Gene Ontology annotation, cellular component: endoplasmic reticulum. The transcript has 6 exons. The record is from RefSeq and is a predicted model, not a curated record. Bases 180 to 1397 code for a protein of 405 amino acids. Lineage: Eukaryota; Metazoa; Chordata; Actinopteri; Clupeiformes; Clupeidae. Gene Ontology annotation, molecular function: serine-type endopeptidase inhibitor activity. Gene Ontology annotation, biological process: collagen fibril organization; negative regulation of endopeptidase activity.
GCUAUAAAGGUCUGCAGACUGGUCCACUGCUCUACAUCUCCACGUUACUGAUAAGCAGAGAGAAGCCGUGCACCGCUGGAACACACCCUGUGUUUGUUUGCAAGAAUGAAAAUCGCAAACGUUGACAUCACUAUGAAAACUUAUCAAGACACUUGCAGCUGUUCACAAGCUCAGACAGAAUGUGGCUGACAAAUGCUGUAGCCUUUCUCCUCCUGGCUCUCGCCACCUCUGCUGAGGAGCCCAAGCUCAGCAGCCAUGCCACCACACUGGCAGACAACAGCGCCAACCUGGCCUUCAACCUGUACCACAACAUGGCCAAGGAGAAGAACCUGGAGAACAUCCUCAUCUCCCCUGUGGUGGUGGCCUCCUCUCUGGGCAUGGUGGCCCUCGGAGGGAAGUCCAACACCGCCUCUCAGGUGAAGAGCGUGCUGAGCGCCGACCAGCUGAAGGACGAGCACCUCCACAGUGGCCUCUCUGAGCUGCUGUCUGAGGUGAGUGACCCUGCGAAGCGCAACGUCACCUGGAAGAUCAGCAACAGGCUGUACGGCCCCAGCUCUGUCACGUUCGCCGACGACUAUGUGAAGAUGAGCAAGAAGCACUACAACCUCGACCACUCCAAAAUCAACUUCCGCGACAAGCGCAGUGCUGUCAAUGCCAUCAAUGAGUGGGCCUCCAAGUCCACUGGCGGCAAACUGCCCGAGGUCACAAAAGAUGUGCAGAACACAGAUGGAGCCAUGCUCAUCAAUGCCAUGUUCUUCAAGCCUCAUUGGAAUGAGAAGUUCCAUCACAAGAUGGUCGACGACCGUGUCUUUUUGGUGACCCGCUCAUAUACCGUGUCUGUUCCCAUGAUGCACCGCACAGGCCUGUAUGACUUCCACGAGGACACAGAGAACAGGCUGUUUGUGCUGAGCAUGCCACUGGCCCAUAAGAAGUCCACCAUGGUCUUCAUCAUGCCCUACCACGUGGAGCCUCUGGAUAGGAUUGAGAAGCUGCUGACCCGCAAGCAGCUGGACACCUGGAUGAGCAAGAUGGAGGAGAAGGCAAUUGCCAUCUCUCUGCCCAAAGUCAACAUAGAGGUCAGCCACAACCUUCAGAAACAUCUUGGUGAACUGGGCUUGACCGAGGCUGUGGACAAGAGCAAAGCUGACCUGUCCAACAUCUCUGGAAAGAAAGACCUCUACCUCUCCAAUGUCUUCCAUGCUUCCUCUCUGGAGUGGGACACAGAGGGCAACCCUUUCGACCCCAGCAUCUUUGGGAAUGAGAAGCUCAGGAAUCCCAAGCUGUUCUAUGCCGACCAUCCCUUCAUCUUCCUGGUGAAGGACAACAAGACCAACUCCAUCCUCUUCAUUGGUCGUCUGGUGAAGCCCAAGGGAGAUAAAUUGCGUGAUGAAUUAUGAUGAAAUGUAAACACUGUUCUAGAUAUUUUUGUGGUUAUGUGAGUGAAAACUUUUGAGUGUAUUUUAUCAGGUAUGUCUUUACCUCAAGAGCUCAUUCCAGUUAAUGAUUCUGUGGACAGUCAAUCUUAGCCUUUUGAUCUGUGAAUGCAUUGUGAUCAAGUCUCCUGUGUGUGUGUAAAUCAACCCUUGAAUGAAAGGUUCAUUGUUUUCACUAUUUUCAUCUAAUGUUCAGCUCAUAUCCUUUGUCUGAGUCAAACCAAUGACAGACAGUAUGCUUAUAUUAAGUAUGAUCUCUUCUGCCCUCAGUGAGAUUCCACAGCAGCAGCUUAUUGUGUAGAGUCCUCUCUUGCCUGAAUUCUCUGAAUUUUGCUGAAGUUUUCUGAAUUCUCCUUCUUUCAAUAAGUUUGUGCCAUCUAUGUGUGCCUCCUUACAUUAUCUUUAAUGUUUAAAGACAAAGAUUUUAGCACAUUUGCAAACUAAGGUCCACACUCCAGUUUUUGACCUCCACUCCUUCUCCAAACAAACACAUUCCUGCAUGUUCUCUGUUGUCUGGCUGCCUGCACUGAUUAUGUCCUGCUUCCUCUGCACUAGAAACAACAUAAAGGUUAAAUGCUCCACAGUCACAGGGGGCUGUUACUGAAUACCAUGAGAACACUAUGAUUGGAAUGAUGCAACUAUGCAAGUUUGUAUGACAUUUUUACAAUAAACAUUUUUGAAAAUAAAAA